CGUCCUACGGUAUAAAUGGAACGCGAAGUGCCUACAGACGUUUUAGUUCUUUUCAAGAUAGUGUCGGAUGAUGGGCCACGCAUCCUAUGAAAUACUCUUCUUUUUCUCGGUGACGUGCAUCUACAUGACGUGCGGAAUACUAACGACGAGCCCAACGAAAUUGCCGUCCAUCGUACACGGCUAUCUACCCCCUCGAAGCGUUCCCGUUUCGACGAGUUCUUCAAGGAGCGUUAUUUACGCCAAUCACAAGUACGACGUUGUCGACGAACCUGAAGAAAAUGACGAUCAUCGUCUAGAAGAUAGCUAUUUGCAUCCAGGCUCAAGGCCAACUACGGUGUCUCUUUCUUUUAAGGAUGAAAUUCCUAAAACGUUCGAUAAAGCUGAGAAAAUUGUCAGCUCAAUGAAUCAGAAUCGCGGGAGAUUCCCACCGAGGUCAGAAAAGUUUUUUGAUAUAUCGACGAAGAGUUCAAGCUCGAUUGAACGUCAUCUUCUUGCUCCUGUCAGAUCGCAAUACAAAGUAGAGGAGGAUGCAAAGAAAGAAGAAGACUAUGUCGUUAGAGAAAACACAGCUACCGAUUACGAAGGAUCGCCGGCUUAUCUUGGGAAAAAUGUAAAUCCGACAAAGCCCUAUCACGAUUCGCAAGACAUAACAAGCGCCAUCAAGUUUCUGGAUCGUUUCCUAAGCAGGACACUAAACGGCGAUAGCUACAACAACGAGCUACAUCCACCAACCAAUCCUGUUUUGGCUCUGGUCCUGUCUCGAUAUGGACGAUACGUGUCUGGCCCACGAAACCCUCGUCUAUAUUCAUAUAUGGCGCCAUACAAGUUGGAAUCCUCGAAUCAAAGUUACUACAUCGUCAGGAUUCUCGCUAAGAUUCAGUGUAGAAGGAAGUCGGAGAAGAUGACAUAUAACAUCGACCAGAGGGGAUGCUGGAAGGAUUCGUCAGGAUGUUGCCGACACUAGUGUUGCCGUUGGUGAUAGUGCAUAAAUAAACUCUCGUGCCUCUUCGUUGCGAUUCGAUCACGUCGAGCUGCGUUACUUCCAC
Molecule: messenger RNA, 1046 nt
Organism: Vespa mandarinia (Asian giant hornet)
Lineage: Eukaryota; Metazoa; Arthropoda; Insecta; Hymenoptera; Vespidae
Source: RefSeq, a predicted model, not a curated record